Molecule: messenger RNA, 361 nt
Organism: Colias croceus (clouded yellow)
Lineage: Eukaryota; Metazoa; Arthropoda; Insecta; Lepidoptera; Pieridae
Gene: VAPp
Product: A-kinase anchor protein 14-like
Exons: 2
Coding region: 82-336 (84 amino acids)
Source: RefSeq, a predicted model, not a curated record
AGUACAUAGGAUACAACGGAUAUAUAAGGUCUUAGCCCAGGUCCUUAGUCACAGUGCAAACACAGAUUGUAUCCUAGCACAAUGUUCAAACUGGUAGCCUUCUUAGCCAUCGUGGCCGUAGCCAGCGCGGGCGUGAUCGCGCCCCUCGUCCCAGUGGCCCACGUAGCCCAUCCAGUGGCCCAUCCCGUGGUGCCAGUGGUCCACGCGGUCCACAGGCCCGCGGCCAUCGUCCACGCGGCGCCGAUAGUGCCGGUCGUGAAGCACGCGCCGAUCGUACAUGCCGCACCGAUUGUGCCGAUCGUGAAGCAUGCGCCGCUUGUCGCUGUACACCAUUGAGAUUAAAUGUUUGAUUGUUUAUUAA